AUGAAACACCCCAUCAUUCAUCCCUCCAUUGAUCGCAAAUACAUUCUUUACGCCAUCGUCCUUCUUCUCGUUUUCACACUCGUUCCUCUCUCCCUCUUCACCACCUUCAUCUUCUCACCAGCCACAAAUGUGAAACCCACAUCGACGAGACACAUCUGGAUUUUAGUUCCAUUGUUAUGGGCUCUCAUUGCCUUGUUGCUUCUCGGAGUGGGAUGGGCCACCGUAUUCGUCAUGCAUCGAGCUUCGAGUUUGUUGCGAGAACGAGACAAACAAACGAAAUUCAUGAUGGAGGAUGUGUUAAAACACUUCAAGAUGCUUCCGAGUGAAAAUCAAGCACAACAACAACCGUUGAAAGGAGUACAUGAAGGACAGCAGCAAGUGGCCACCUUGAAUCAACCAGAAGAAGGUCAUGCACAGGAGCAAGCACAACACCCUUUAAGGUUUACGUUUUGUCAUCAACCUUCCGUGAUGAGAAGAGACAAGAAACAACCAUCCACUAGUAUGUCAUCGUGUCCUGCUGCUUUGCGAGCUCGAAAUGACACAUCAGCUCUUGCCAUUCAAGACGAUGAUGAAAGAGAGGGAAGGCAAGCUUCACUCCAGCCAUCAUCGACCACAGCUGCUUCCUUAUCAUGA
Molecule: messenger RNA, 633 nt
Organism: Naegleria lovaniensis
Lineage: Eukaryota; Heterolobosea; Eutetramitea; Acrasida; Naegleriidae
Exons: 1
Coding region: 1-633 (210 amino acids)
Source: RefSeq, a predicted model, not a curated record